AUGGCCAUCUCGAAAAAGGCAGGCGCCAAGAAGGCGGGCGCUGCCUCCAAACCCCCUCCCUCCAAAGGCGCUCCCUCCAAAGGCGGUGUCGCAAAGGCUGAUUGGAGGGAAGGCUUCAAGAAGGCGCAAGCGGGUGUAUCCGACAUGACACUCCUCUCCAAGGUCACCAACGAAGCCAUCAACGAAAACCUCCAAAAGCGUUUCCAGAAUGCAGAGAUCUACACCUACAUUGGCAACGUACUCAUCUCGGUCAACCCUUUCCGCGAUCUGGGCAUCUACACCGAGGACAUCCUCCAGUCCUAUCGCGGCAAAAACCGUCUCGAGAUGACUCCACACGUCUUUGCCAUCGCAGAGGGCGCCUACUACAACAUGAACGCAUACAAGGAGAACCAGUGCGUCAUCAUCUCGGGCGAAUCCGGUGCAGGCAAGACCGAAGCCGCCAAGCGCAUCAUGCAGUACAUUGCCGCCGUCAGUGGUGGUUCCAACAGCGGCAUCCAGGAUGUCAAGGACAUGGUGCUCGCCACCAAUCCUCUCCUCGAGAGUUUCGGAUGUGCAAAGACGCUCAGGAACAACAACUCGUCUCGCCACGGCAAAUACCUCGAAAUCAUGUUCAACGCACAGGGAGAGCCUAUCGGUGCCAACAUCACCAACUACCUUCUCGAAAAGAACCGUGUCGUACAGCAGAUCCGCGACGAGCGCAACUUCCACAUCUUCUACCAGUUCACAAAAGCCGCCUCUGCAGCUCAUCGCGAAAACUAUGGCAUCCAAGGUCCCGAGGCUUAUGCUUACACCGCCAACAGUCAGUGUCUCGACGUCAACGGCAUCGACGACCAUGCCGACUACCGCGAGACUAUCAGCGCCAUGAACACCAUCGGUCUCAGUGCCGACGAGCAGGACAAUAUCUUCCGCAUGAUUGCCGCCAUUCUCUGGAUCGGCAACGUCCAAUACGUAGAGAACCAGGAGGGAAAUGCGGAAAUCUCGGAUCCGGGUGUCCCCGAGUUUGUCGCAUACCUUCUCGAAGUCGACGCCGGCAACGUCACCAAGGCUCUCACGCAACGUAUCAUGGAGACGCAACGUGGUGGAAGGAGAGGUUCCGUCUACGAGGUGCCGCUCAACCCGAAUCAAGCCGCUGCGGCUCGAGAUGCCCUCGCCAAGGCCAUCUACAACAACAUGUUCGAUUGGAUCGUGGAGCGCAUCAACAAGUCGAUGAACCCGAAAGCACAGAGCGCAAACGUCAUCGGCGUGCUCGACAUUUACGGCUUCGAGAUCUUUGACAAUAAUUCGUUCGAACAGCUCUGCAUCAACUACGUCAACGAAAAGCUUCAGCAGAUUUUCAUCGAGCUCACCCUCAAGAAGGAGCAGGAAGAGUACGCCUUUGAGCAGAUCCAGUGGACGCCGAUCAAGUACUUCAACAACAAGAUCGUCUGCGAUCUCAUCGAAGAGAAGCGUCCUCCAGGCAUCUUUUCCGCCCUCAACGAUGCCUGCGCUACCGCUCACGCCGAUCCUACCGCCGCCGACAAUUCGUUCAUCCAGCGUACCGGCAUGCUCUCCUCCAACCCGCACUUUGACUCUCGUGGUACCAAGUUCCUCAUCAAGCAUUACGCCGGUGAUGUCAUGUACAACGUCCAAGGCAUGACCGACAAGAACAAGGAUUCGCUCCUCAAGGACAUUCUCGAUCUCGUCGACUCGAGUGCCAACUCGUACCUCCAGAAGCUCUUCCCGGACCGUCCCGACCCCAACAGCAAGAAGCGUCCUCCUACUGCUGGUGACCGUAUCAAGUCCAGCGCCAACGCUCUUGUCGAGAACCUCAUGAAAGCGCAGCCAUCUUACAUUCGCACGAUCAAGCCCAACCAGAACAAGAGUCCCACCGAGUACGACACCCAGGCAAUUCUUCACCAGAUCAAGUAUCUCGGUCUGCAGGAGAACAUCCGUGUCCGACGUGCUGGUUUCGCCUACAGGAACACGUUUGAGAAGAUGGUCGAGCGCUUCUACCUCUUGUCGCCCAACACCUCCUAUGCCGGCGAGUACACCUGGCAAGGCGAUGCUCGCAGUGGUUGCGAGCGCAUCCUCACCGACACGGGUAUCGCACGCGAAGAGUGGCAGAUGGGCGUCACCAAGGCCUUCAUCAAGAACCCAGAAACGCUCUUUGCGCUGGAGACCAUGCGAGAUCGAUACUGGCACAACAUGGCCAUGCGCAUCCAGCGCGCCUACCGCAACUACUUGCGCUACAAGGAGGAGUGUGCCAGACGUAUCCAACGCAUGUGGAAGAACAACAAGGAGGGUCUCCAAUACAUCCAGCUCCGCGACUAUGGUCAUCAGGUGCUGGCCGGUCGCAAGGAGCGCAGGAGAUUCAGUCUGCUGGGUUCCCGUCGCUUCAUGGGUGACUACCUGGAUGUCGGCGGAUCCAAUGGCAAGGGCGGAGGAAGCGCCGAGGGCCAGAUGUUGCGACAAGCCUCGCAAAUGGCACCGGGAGAGACGGUCGCAUUCAGCAGCCGUAUCCAGCUUCUCGUGUCGCGUCUCGGCCGUUCGAGUGUACGCAGCCCACGCUUCUUGAUCCUCACCGACAAGGCUGUCUACAUACUCGUCACUCAGCUCGUCAACAAGCAGGUUGCCACCACGUGCGAGCGACGCAUCAACUUGGGCUCCAUCUCGGUAGUGGGUCUUUCCAACUUGCGCGAUGACUGGGUGGUGCUCAACGUCAACAACGCCGAAGAAGCCGACCCGAUCUUCCACUGCUACUUCAAGACGGAACUCGUCACGCAUCUGCUGCAGAGGACCAACGGCGCCCUCAACGUGGUCGUCUCCAACAGCCUCGAGUACUCGAAGAAGAAGGGCAAGAAGGCUCAGAUCACGUUCAAGAAGGAUGAGAUGGUCAAGAAGGAUGACGCGUACAAGAGCAGUGUCGUCUCGGUCUGCUCGGGUGAGCCUGCCAACAGCGUCUCGCGGCCUGCGCCCAAGAAGAAGCCCGGUCUGGUCCGCCCUAUCACCCAAGGAAAGCUCUUGCGCGCUGGUGGCCCGUCCAACCCGAACAACAAGCCCAAGCCACGCGCCAUCCCUCGUUCCACACCUGUUGCGGCCAAGUUGCCCGGAAGCGGCGCGACGAGUGCCGCUGCUGCUCCUCGCCCCGUCGCAGCAAUCGCGUCCGCGGGCGCUGGCGGCGCGGCUCGCUCUGCUCCUCCACCGCCUCCUCCUCCUCCCGCAGCAGCAGCCCCGGCUGAGCCCCAGGUGCCGCGCUACAAGGCACUGUACGCAUUUGCUACCGAGAAUGCAGGCGAGAUGGCGCUGGAGAAGGAUGAUGUGGUCGAGGUGACUCAGAAGGACGAGACGGGCUCCGGCUGGUGGCUCGUCAAGAAGAACGGAGUAGAGGGCUGGGCGCCGUCCAACUACCUCGAGUUGAUCCCCCAAGCUCCACCCAAACCGAAGGCUGCCCCUGCUCCCCCCGUCAAGCGAGCGCCUCCUCCUGCUCCUUCGGCCAACGGUUCCGGGUCGUCUACUCCCACCAACCGACCUGCUGUUGCUGCAAAGCCUGCUUUCAGUGGCGGAUCUGGUGCUGCAGCACCGAUCGUGCAGCCGAAACCCACGGUCAAGACCACACCAGCGGGAGCAAAGCCGCACGAACGUCCUGUAGCUGUUCAGGCCGAGGCGGGAGCUGCACCGGUAGCUGUGAUGCCCGGACUCGGCGCUCCCGGUGGAUUUGCAGCUGUCCUGGCGAAGAAGAAGGCGGAGAACGCUGCUGCCGCUGCUGCCAACGGCAGUGCGAAUGGCAGCGGCGCUGCACCACCUGUAGCUACAAAGCCACCUGUGGCUGCCAAACCCGCGGGCACCAACGGCAGGGCCAUGCCACCGCCGCCUCCGCGUCGUUAG
Kalmanozyma brasiliensis GHG001 is the source of this 3864-nucleotide messenger RNA. Its product is annotated as Myosin tail 2. Gene Ontology annotation, molecular function: ATP binding; microfilament motor activity; actin filament binding. Gene Ontology annotation, biological process: actin filament organization; endocytosis; vesicle transport along actin filament. The coding region runs from base 1 to 3864 and encodes 1287 amino acids. The transcript has a single exon. The record is from RefSeq and is a predicted model, not a curated record. NCBI's taxonomy places the organism in Eukaryota, Fungi, Basidiomycota, Ustilaginomycetes, Ustilaginales. Gene Ontology annotation, cellular component: actin cortical patch; cell tip; myosin complex.